Messenger RNA from Rhipicephalus sanguineus (brown dog tick), 614 nucleotides. RefSeq names its product 8.6 kDa transglutaminase substrate. Gene Ontology annotation, cellular component: extracellular region. NCBI's taxonomy places the organism in Eukaryota, Metazoa, Arthropoda, Arachnida, Ixodida, Ixodidae. The transcript is spliced from 4 exons. The coding region runs from base 159 to 482 and encodes 107 amino acids. The record is from RefSeq and is a predicted model, not a curated record.
UAUACAGUCGCGGUGCUUGCAGAGAUAAUAACGACGCUGCUUCCCGACAAAACAACCGACUACUUUUACACGCGACUCAGCUGAAACGGACGCACGAAAACUACGGGGCAACGAACACUUACAACUGUGGUGAGAAGUGUUCACAUUUCGGUUUCACCAUGAACCUAGCGUUGGUCGCACUCUUCUUCUGCGCUGUCGCAAUAACAAGCUACUCGGCGACGCAACUGCCAGACUGCUCUUCCUUCACCUGCACUCCGGACAUCUGCGGCCAAUCGCAGUGCCCUUGCGGAACCUACAAGGACCACUGCGACUGCUGUGACAUUUGCUAUAAGUGUCCGGGCGCCGAGUGCAACCUAUGGAUCCUCGACGUCUGCACCGAGAACCACCAGUGCGUCUUGGAAGACCCUGACAAGCCGUUCGCAGUCGGGGGAGUGGGCCACUGCACACCUAUCAACGUGACUGGGACCUCGCAUACUUCUUAAUAAAAGGUCACAUGGCCCCUUAUGCAUUUGCACAAGACGACUGGAAAACGAAAGCCAUAAUCAUCUUCUUUUUCUUCUCAGUCGACAUAUAUAAUGUAUACCAUAAUAAUGUAUACAAUAAAGAGUCCAUAA